AUGACGUUAUUACAUACGUCAUCCGAUUGCGAGAGCAACAACGAAAAUGAACGCAUCAUUCCAUCGCCGACGAACUCAGCAACAUUCCAGCAACAACAACAACAGCAGCAGCAACAACAACAGCAACAACUUCCUGUUAUAUACCCGUGGAUGAAGAUGGCUCAUAACAACAACAGUAAUAAACCGAAUCAAAUUAAUAGGAACACUAGGACAUUAGGCUACUCACCAAACCUUCCAUACCAACACAGUAACGCUAACAACGUUCCACAACAAUCUCAUCGCCACGAACCAAAGAACGAUAGCAAUGGCAUGAACAUGCUCUGCUCAACGACAAACUUUUCAUACUGCGACAACAAGCGAGCUAGAACAGCCUACACGAAGCAUCAAAUUUUAGAACUGGAAAAGGAAUUCCACUUCAACAGAUACCUAACGAGAAGAAGGAGAAUAGAGAUUGCUCACUGCCUAUGCCUCAGUGAGAGGCAGAUAAAAAUUUGGUUUCAAAACCGCCGGAUGAAAUGGAAAAAAGAAAACAAGCUACCGAAUACUAAAACUUUGAAAAAUAAAAACAGGGAUGUGAGUAUUGAUAAGAAUGAUAGCAAUAGUUUUAAUAACAAUAAUAAUAAUAAUAAUAAUAAUAAUGACGACAACGAUGAUGACGAUCUAGACGAGAAAUUCAAUGAUAGCUACGAGAACGACGAUGAUGAAAAUGAUGAUGACAGCUUAAGUAAUGAAAAAAUGGGAUAA
Molecule: messenger RNA, 744 nt
Organism: Helobdella robusta
Lineage: Eukaryota; Metazoa; Annelida; Clitellata; Rhynchobdellida; Glossiphoniidae
Exons: 2
Coding region: 1-744 (247 amino acids)
Biological process (GO): regulation of transcription by RNA polymerase II; anterior/posterior pattern specification
Cellular component (GO): nucleus
Molecular function (GO): RNA polymerase II cis-regulatory region sequence-specific DNA binding; DNA-binding transcription factor activity, RNA polymerase II-specific
Source: RefSeq, a predicted model, not a curated record